This is a messenger RNA of Nerophis ophidion (straightnose pipefish), 1603 nucleotides long. It is a transcript of the gene eral1, whose product is annotated as Era-like 12S mitochondrial rRNA chaperone 1. The coding region runs from base 131 to 1471 and encodes 446 amino acids. Lineage: Eukaryota; Metazoa; Chordata; Actinopteri; Syngnathiformes; Syngnathidae. Gene Ontology annotation, biological process: ribosomal small subunit assembly. Gene Ontology annotation, molecular function: ribosomal small subunit binding; GTP binding; rRNA binding. The record is from RefSeq and is a predicted model, not a curated record. Gene Ontology annotation, cellular component: mitochondrial matrix. The transcript has 11 exons.
AAAGCGGAAGUCUCGUUUGUCUAAAAAAACAUGGUGGCCCCCUCGUCAGCAACAUUGUGACUACGAACCAACGACGCAGCUUAUUAAGUGUAGUUAUAUGCAGUUAUUACUACACACACACUAAUGUGUAAUGGCUCUUCGAGUGUGCUGGCGUUCGUGCAGAGAUUGGACUGUGCUCUCUCGACGGCUUGUGGUGUUUUCUCGACAGGAACGUGCGUCAUCGCGCCUCAAAGGAAAUGGAACCUUUAACUGUGGAAGAAGUGACCCGUUUAGCUUCACUCCAGCCUGUUUUAUCACAUCAGAUGCAUUUGUAAGCACGUUGCUGAAAGGAAAUCCUGAAGUUGGAGAUUAUCGCCUUCCCGUCUCUGUUCCUUUAGACAACGGUGAACAAACUUCACUACUACAGAGACGUCCCGAUCAGCCGAUUAAUUCAAAGAUUUUAAAAGUGGCCAUAAUUGGUUCCCCGAAUGCUGGAAAAUCCACUUUGUCCAAUCAGCUUCUUGGCAGAAAGGUCUUUGCUGUGUCCAAGAAAGUACACACAACAAGAAAACGAUCCAUGGGUGUGCUAACAGAACAUGAUACACAGAUUAUCUUACUGGACACACCAGGCCUCACGACACGAUCGAAAGUUAAAAGGCACCAACUGGAGAAGUCUUUGCUUUUGGAUCCCUGGAGCACGGUGACGGAAGCUGACCUAAUGGUGGUCGUGGUUGACGUGUCAGACAAAUGGAUGUGCAAAAGCCUUGAUUUCCAGGUGCUCAAAUGCCUGGCACAGAACCCGGACAUUCCAGCAGUACUCGUCCUCAAUAAGGUAGACAAGGUGAAGAUGAAGGACAGGCUGCUUGCCAUCACAGGCGAGCUCACAUGCGGAGUCGUGAAUGGCCGCCAGCUACGCGUCAGACCGCUAAUUAAGCCCCCGGGGGCUGAGAAGAGGCUAAAGCAGGAUUCCGUUGCGUUUAAGGACGACGACCCUUCAAAGCUUGAAGACGCUGAUGAUGGGGACAAUACUGUGCUGGACAAAGACAGGCUGAAGACUCUGAGGAACCAGAAGGGCUGGGGUGGCUUUAAGGAUGUCUUCAUGCUCUCGUCUUUGGAUAAAGAGGAUGUGGAGACACUAAAGAGUUACUUAAUGGUUGCAGCCAAGGGUGGAUCUUGGCAGUACCACAGCAAGGUUCUGACAGAUCAGAGUCCAGUGGAACUGUGCACCGACACAAUCAGAGAGAAGCUUCUUGAACAUCUACCCCAGGAGGUGCCAUAUUUAAUUACACAGGAUGUUGAGCUGUGGGAAGAGGAUGAAAACGGACUGAACGUUUCAGUGAAAAUUCUCACUCAGAAAGAAAGCCAUUUCAGGAUGGCGAUUGGCACUGGAGGCCAGGUGAUAGCACGUAUCGCCCAGGAGAGUAGUGAGCAGCUCACACACAUUUUCCUAAAAGAGGUCAAACUGAGGCUCUCGGUCAAGAUGAAGAAGUGAUGGAAGAGGAUGAGAUGACUGAAAGUAACAUUUUCUGUAGGACUGUGAGUGACAGAAAAAUGUUGACACAAGGCAACGCGCUUUGUGGAUCACUUUAUGACAGAGUGUUCCAAUAAAACAACGAUGAUGCUC